AUCGAUGUGCAGGGCACUUCCUCGAGUAUCUUUCGCCAGCACCAGCCCUCUACGGCGCAAGACACUUGUGUGCUAUAGUGUCACAGCCAUCCUUUUGUAUCCGUCGCCGAUGCAAAGUCUCUUUGUCAUCCCGGCCGUGGCCGCUAUCCGCUAGUCGACGGUCAUGCAUGUCAUUCCUCAAUUCGCUUCCUCACUCGCAUCGAAACGAAUUGCCAUUAGAACUUCAUCGGCAAUGGUGUGCACGUCGUAUAUGAGCGUCGUCGCAAUGCUAGCGGCACUUGCUACUGGCGUGGUGGACGCCACCUUGCCCGGAAUCUGCUACGCGCCCUGGCACCACGACACCGUGACCAGCGACGUGCUGGCCACCGACAUGGCUCAGAUUGCCCAGUAUUUCACGGCGUUCCGAUCCUUCCAGGCGCAGUACAGCGGCAUUAAUGUGAUCGAGACGGCGGCCAACGCAGGCCUCAAGGUGGCCGUCGGUGUGCAGCUCACUGACUCGUCGGCUAUUGACUCGGAGAUUCAGGCCGUGUGCGACGGCUACUCGUCAUACCCGGACGCCAUCGAGGCCGUGUACGUCGGUAACGAGGACCUGGUGAACGGUGACUUUGGUACAUUCAGUGCCGACACUCUGGCCGGCUACAUCUCGCAAGUGAAGGAGUGCACGAGCAACGCUGUACCCGUCGGCUCUGUCCAGCGCAUUAACGAGUGGCUGAACGCCGACGACGCCUCCACGCUAGCCGCUGCUUGCGAUGUCAUCGGCGUUAACAUCUACCCGUUCUUCACCCAGGGCGACGACACGGCAGUGUCCAAGCUCGAGACUCAGUGGGCGCAGAUGCUGGCUGCCGGCUAUGAUGAGAGCACCAUGCAUUUGACUGAAACGGGCUGGCCGUACGAGGGCGACGACUACGAGGGCAACUCGCCGUCGUACGAUGGAAUGCAGCAGUACCUGAACGACUGGGCUACUUGGUCCUCGGGCGUGCAGUCGAGCUACUGGUUCAUGAUGUACGACACCACCACGAGCUACACGGGCGCCAACUACGAGACCCACUUCGGUAUCUUUGGCGACGAUAUGGUCGCUCACGUGACCAUCCCGGGCGGCAGCAGCAGCGCCAGCUCCACCACGACGUCGACGGCCGCUUCCACCAGCGAAGACACCACGCAACAGACCACGCAGAGCUCGGCUUCGACUACCACGGACGACUCGACUCAGCAGACCACGCAGAGCUCGACUACGGCGGAUGACUCAACACAGCAGACCACGUCGUACAUCGACGACACAGCCUCGGAGGAGACCGAGACGGCCACUCCCGCGCCGACCACCUCGGAGGAUGUCGGUGCCUCGGAGGAAGAGGACACGACGACGACCACGACGACCACGGACAGCCCGACGGUGACCCCGGCCGCUACGACGGCCACGACGACGACCGCCAACUGCGCCAUGUAAGACGCGUUGGCAUUCCUUGACGUCUCUUGGCAAGACCCUUCUGGAUCUGAAUUUUGAAAAGGAGACUUUGGAUGGAUCGAAUGUGCGGAACUUCCACUGAUAAUAUCCACUGAUGUGAUAGAUUUCUAUGCUUCUCACCUUAUCGCACAUCGUUGAUUUGUAUGAAUACGUUUACGUCA
This is a messenger RNA of Phytophthora nicotianae INRA-310, 1623 nucleotides long. RefSeq lists its product as hypothetical. The record is from RefSeq and is a predicted model, not a curated record. The coding region runs from base 164 to 1444 and encodes 426 amino acids. The transcript has a single exon. Lineage: Eukaryota; Oomycota; Peronosporomycetes; Peronosporales; Peronosporaceae.